This is a messenger RNA of Diaporthe amygdali, 252 nucleotides long. RefSeq lists its product as uncharacterized. The record is from RefSeq and is a predicted model, not a curated record. The transcript has a single exon. Lineage: Eukaryota; Fungi; Ascomycota; Sordariomycetes; Diaporthales; Diaporthaceae. The coding region runs from base 1 to 252 and encodes 83 amino acids.
AUGGACUUCGACUACAACAAGCAAGUCAAAAGCCCAUCAGUAGCCCAAAUGAUUAACGCGUUUGUGAUUACGCUCGAAAGACAUGAGAUCUAUGCCAGGCAAAUUGAAAUCUGGUUAGAUCUCAAAUCAAGGAUAAACAACAAGACUACACAGAUCACAAAGCAGGACAAGAAGACCAUUAGAAAGCUCCCUAGGAGGAUUCACCCAGUCGACUAUUACAAUGGGUUCUGCACACAGAUGGUAGCAGAAUAG